Molecule: messenger RNA, 2504 nt
Organism: Moneuplotes crassus
Lineage: Eukaryota; Ciliophora; Spirotrichea; Euplotida; Euplotidae
Source: the annotation of a GenBank genome assembly
GAAAAUAUGACAGAUGAUAUAAUUCCUUACCCCAGAGAAAAACUAAUCGAUAUCAUAGACGAUAUUGUAUACAACGAAAACAGGAAAAUUGUAUCCAUCUUCAAGGAUUAUCUGAUCUAUGAUGACAUCGGGGAUUUCCUAAAUAGAAUGUACACCAUUCCAGAGGUAAAGCCCAGACUUAACAGAAUAACUGAUUACUACUGAGCAGUUGGCCCAUUCAAUCCUUCAAUGGCUGCACUUGAAGAACAAAAAUUCAUCACGAAAUAAUCACAAAUUAAAACAAAGAAAACUGGAAGCUAAGCUCAAAGCUCUUGAAAAGCUCAAUAAAUAAGGAAGAUAGCCAGUUCUCCUACGAAUUUGACAGUUUAGAAAGGCAUAAAGUUUUUGAUACCCAAAUGGUAGAAGCAAUUCUAGGUGAAAGCCUUUCACAACAAAGUUCUAACUUCUUACAAAGCCAUGGUUGUAGCAUUGGUCUCUCGAUGAAAUCUUACGAGCAGAAUAGCAAAAUGCUCAAUAAUACCAAUAAUAAAUCAGACAUUUAUGACUUAGAUGUGUUCCGGAAUCCCUACAACAAAGAUGGAACAAACUCUUUUGAAAAUUUAGUCAAGGAAUUUGUAGAAAAUUACACUGAUCUUGAUCUCUCAGAAGAGAUCAUUAAACGUCCUAGAAAUGAUCGUAAAAGCAAUUAUAAUAACAUCAAAGUCCCAGAGAGCUCAUAUCUCGAUUUUGAUAGUAGUAUCAGCAUAAUUCAAAAGCAUCAAGAAAAGAAACCUUCCAAAUAAACCAACUAGAGGAGAAUCAAAGAAUAAUAAAAAUCAAACUAAGAUUUCUAAAAGAAACACAAAUCUUAACGAAUAUAUUCCAACGAAGCCAAGCACGACAGGCUACUCACGAAGAACACAAGACUCCAUUAAGAUUGAAGAUCUGAUCAAAGCAAGACGGCCUGGCAUUUAUGGAACAAAAAUAGUAAAAUAAAAUCAAAGAAAUUCCUCACAAAUCUCUAAAAUAUUCCACAAAAUCUUCAAAAAGAGUGACGAACUACGACAGAAAGAAGUAUUUAACCAGUAAACCCUCACCAUUCUCCAAGACAAGCAGAGUAAGUGCAGGACAUAGUAAGAACUCCAAACCAAGGAAGGUCAAAAGGUCGAAAUAAACUCAGCAUGAAGGCACCAAGGAAUCAUAAAUCAGGGGACUGUGAUCCCUUGUUUGAGUCAAAGUUCAACAUUAUGAGUACAUCUGCAAAAUCAAAACUAAAGCAGCCUAAGACUGAGAAUAAAAGAAAGAAAAGAAACAGGAAGAGAAUCGGUAGCCUUGAUGAAUUCAAAGUCAAAAUGUAUCUAUCCAAGCAUAAGGGUAAAUAUUCAAGACCAUAUACCAAUAUCUCUAAAACUCGAAAGGCUCCAGGAAGGCUUAGUAAAGCAUCAUCUUAUAUUUCUUUAAUCGGGAGCCAAACCAGCUCACAGCCAGACUCCAUUAUAAAAACUCUAAAACAACGAAGAAUCAGGGUAGACAUCCGUUCAAACGGCCGAAAAAGCGCUUACAACUUACAUAAACACUCCACACACUACGACAUCAGGAUCCCCACCCCUUCAGACCUCCGAGACUACCUGACCUUCACCAAUCUAAACACUCCCACCAAAAGACACCCUCCUAAGCCCAAAACCAGGCUUUCCAAGCACCCUAAAAAUCCUACAAAGCUCAAAACCUCCGAAAAUCCCCACUUCAGUACAAGAAAGACUCCUACUGUCAGCCUGAAAGUUCAAAAAUCUGAUCCAAAAAUGUCCUUAAAUCCAAGUUGUUCUAACUUAGGGUCCAAUUUUGGUAGGCCACUCAACAUCCAAACCUCUACGAAAAACCCUCUUAUAACCCUCCUGCCUAACAACACCACUUCUUCCUUCGACCCAUCAAUCCCUGAUGAAGCGAACUACUCGCCCAGCAGCAGCUCCUUCAGCUGCACAGACUUGCCAGUCGAUGAAGGAUCUAUUGAAGGAAAUAAAGGACUUGUUAAAGGAAUUCAGCAAUACAAGUUUUGUGUUACCUCUCACAGCCCCUUCCACCGGCCCCCUUCCCACCUACCAACCCCCACCACUCCCUCUCCUUCCUUCCCAACCAACCCUAUCUGCCCACAGCCCCUGCAAUCAACCAUAAACCUCAAAGCCUUCAGAAACAAACAACCUAGCCAGCUCCAGUCGACCGCCAAAGUUCCACAUACACAGGCUUUGAAGUCUUGCUUCGAAGAACCUUCGGCAGACCAGCAAGGCUUCUUUCGACCAAAGCUUCCUGAGUCUAAAGAAGAACAUAAGAAAGGAAUAGUUAUGAAGACAAGUAGAAGCCAGAUAUAGAUAAGGAAGGAAUCAUGCUUAUUCUAGAUACAUGCACAACCAGGGUAACUUAAAACUCCAUUAUUCAACAGCAGAUAAGCCUGGAAUCAUAGAAUGUUAAACCUGGAUCUGGAUAAAGCAAACAAGAAAUCAGCCUAAUAAAUAAAUUUAACUGAUAAAUUU